Messenger RNA from Corylus avellana, 1372 nucleotides. RefSeq lists its product as uncharacterized. NCBI's taxonomy places the organism in Eukaryota, Viridiplantae, Streptophyta, Magnoliopsida, Fagales, Betulaceae. Gene Ontology annotation, molecular function: hexosyltransferase activity. Gene Ontology annotation, biological process: dolichol-linked oligosaccharide biosynthetic process. The record is from RefSeq and is a predicted model, not a curated record. Gene Ontology annotation, cellular component: UDP-N-acetylglucosamine transferase complex.
UCUUACUCUCGCGUCAUAGAAAGCAAAACCCAUUGUUGAUCAAUGGAAGAUGGAUUAGCUGAAUACGAAGGUACGCACAGAGAUUUUUCUUUGGAAUCGAGUUCGGAGUGUGUGGAACGUAUAAUUAGUAUAUCCUUACUAUGGUAGGAUUUCUUUUCCAAUGAUUGUGUGCGGUGAAAUUUGAAGAAUUAUGCCAUGUCUAGUAAGGAAUUAAAAGAAUACCUGUAUGGAAAUAAACCUAUUUUGUAGUGGAAUAGGAACUCCACCAAGGGCUGCAACCAAACAGCCCUCUUCUUCUUGGGAAAAAAAAAAAAAAAAAACUCCCCAAGCAGUGAAAGCACGACUCACAAAUUCACAACCCAAAAUUGCUGAGCUACGGUAGUUUCCCACGGCUACACACCGCCACGCUCCUCACCUCGGAGCCGGUAACCGGAGAUACAGCAUCCACAACGCCACUUGAGCAGCACCGCACGCCGUUCAGCCCGUCACCAGCACUCCUCCUGAUCAACACUGCAACACCGCACCACUCAACCACCGGAGUGGCGCCGCUCUCCCACCGCAGACGUAGACGGAGAUCCAUACACGGGAAGGGAAAACCAACCACCACACGCAGCACUACAGGGUUAGCUGGUGUGGAUUGUGGUGAAGUAUAAGUCAAUCAUAGAUGGGAGAUACUGAGGAUGGUGUAAAGCCGAAGAGAACAGUUUUCGUAACAGUAGGAACAACGAGUUUUGAUGCUCUUGUUAGAGCAGUUGAUACUCAGGAAGUUAAGGAUGAGUUGUUGAAAAGAGAGUAUACCCACCUUAUCAUUCAAAUGGGUCGGGGAUCGUACACGCCCACGAAGUCUGGAGGUGAAGAUGGGUCCCUGGCUGUAGACUUCUUCACUUUCUCAUCAAGCAUUGCGGAUCAUCUGAGAUCAGCAUCUCUAGUGAUCAGUCAUGCAGGGUCCGGAAGCAUAUUUGAGACACUGCGGCUUUGUAGGCCUUUAAUUGUGGUGGUGAAUGAAGAUUUGAUGGACAAUCAUCAAAGUGAGUUAGCAGAAGAACUAGCAGAGAGGAAGCAUUUAUACUGUGCUCGUCCUCAAACACUUAAUCAGACCAUAGCAAGUAUGAAUUUGGAGUCUCUCCUUCCAUAUCAUCCAGGUGAUGCCUCGCCAGUCGCUAAGCUUAUUAAUACGUUUCUAGGUUUCCCAGAUGAUUGAUGAAACUGCAAAUCUUUACUUCUUCAAUGGAAUAAAUUACAGUAUAAAUCUUUUUUUUUUUCUUUUUUUUUUUUAUGAAGAGCAUAGAAAUUGAAUUUGUACUUGGGUUUUUCCCAGAACAGUUUGUGUAAGUUGUCAAUUACAUGGAAAGUUUUUGAAGAUUGUGAAAUU